AGGGCCUGGUGCCGGACGGCAGCUCGCUGCAGAGGCUGAACGAACUCGUGAGCCUGCGACUGGGGGAGGCGCCGACCUUCUUGCAGGCGGACGUCUGGGAGGAGCGCGCCAGCGUCCUGGCGCUCGGCGGCAGGGGCCCGUCGAGGACCCGAAGCUGUUGGGGCAGGCCUACAUUCCGCUGGAGGCGAAAUUCGGCAAGAGGCCGUGCACAUGGCCGAUAGCGUGCACGGGGGCCUCCGUGGACACCGGAUACCUCACGUGCAAGUUCACCCUCGCGGGCACACCAGGACGCCCCGUGCGCAACCUCCGGGUGGCCGACGGCGGCGCGGGGGCCACCGAGGUGAGCCUGGCGUGGGAGCCGCCGAGGACCGACGGCGGGGCCGCGCUGCGCGGGUACCGCGUGGAGGCCCGGGCAGCCGCUGGCGCCGCGGCGAGCAGCGCGGCCAUGUUCCUGGGGGAGACGCCCAAGACGGCGAGCGCGGCUCCGACAGCGGCGCCGUCCGCCGUGGUGCGGGGCCUCAUGGGGAACAGCUCCUACACCUUCCGCGUCUGGGCGAUCAGCGAAGCUGGCGCCGGGCCCCGCGCGGAGAUCCUGGCGACCACGGGCGCCGUGGCGCCAGGGCUCUGCGGCAUGCCCCGCUCGGCGCCCGAGGGUCUCGACUCAGGGUUCUCCGACGCGCCCCUGUGGGUAGAGUGGGCGCCACCCGACGACACCGGCGGUGCGACUGUCGUGGCCUACCGCGUGUGGCUGCGGCCGCUGUUCAGCGACAGCCUGGGCAACGUCUAUGCGGUGGGCUCUCGCGGUGCGCACCGCCGCUGCCCCGUCAGAGCGGGGUCGUGGCGCCCCAGAUGGCGCCUGCCCCGGCCCGGGUUGCGGUUGAGGUGUGCGCUUCGGACGGCGCCAAGGGGGGUCACCGCCUCGGGAUAGGGGACUGGAGCACAACCAUGAAACGGCGCUCGCCACCGCCAUCGUAUAGUGGGCAUCGUUUGGGAUUGGUUCGCGAGUGUACGACGUUCAACAUGAUGUGUAAAAGGUGCUUCGUGCGAAGGCCCGCGCACCCUGGUGUUUGUACCUGCAGCUCGGGGUCACCAGCUCUUCCCAAAUCAUCGGGGAUCGAGAAGAUUUGGGACGUCUGGGAGUGCCUCUGGGGAUCCUGGUGGUCCUGGGGGGUACAGGGUGGUCCGCUCCCUCGAGGAUGUGGCGACCCCCCCCCCCGUGGCAUUGCCUGCACCUUGGACGCGGCCAGACGCGUGCACGUACCCCCACGGCGGCCGAGGCGGCUCGGCUGGGCACUGUGA
Messenger RNA from Prorocentrum cordatum, 1299 nucleotides. The record is from the annotation of a GenBank genome assembly. Lineage: Eukaryota; Dinophyceae; Prorocentrales; Prorocentraceae.